AUGGUUAAGAAGGCCAAAGUCUACCUGGAACUGGAUCCAGUCAAGGACAAAGACAAGAGGAAAGGCCUCUAUAAGUACCAAGACCAGCCUUCAAGAAUCCUAGGUCUCAGAGACCGAAGGAAAGUCUUGAACAAGACAGACAUACCCUUGGUGGAACAGGAUCAGGUCAGGGAGUACUUCAGUAAACUGAACACACGUCAACUGGACACAAUGUGCCAUGCAUUUGUUGGAGAAACUGUCAUUCUGCCUUGCACCACCACCUCACCUGGAGAGCUGACCCUUUCCAAUUCAAUGCUCUACUGGCAGAUAGACUCUGUCGUAGUGCACUUUUUUCACGACGGGCAGGAUUCGCUGAAAUUCCAGGCCAAAGAGUACCAUGGCAGAACUAGUCUUUUUUUGGACCAGAUGAGGAAUGGAAACUUUUCCUUAAAGCUCUCCAAUGUCCAAUUAAACGACACAGCUCUAUACACAUGCAUCUACAAACAGACUGGGGAUCAUCCCAACAAAACACAGAAAUCCCAAAUUGAACUCAUUGUAUCAGGCUCAGACAAAUAA
Messenger RNA from Opisthocomus hoazin, 555 nucleotides. NCBI's taxonomy places the organism in Eukaryota, Metazoa, Chordata, Aves, Opisthocomiformes, Opisthocomidae. The record is from RefSeq and is a predicted model, not a curated record.